This is a messenger RNA of Xylona heveae TC161, 4518 nucleotides long. RefSeq names its product putative chromodomain helicase. The transcript has 8 exons. The coding region runs from base 1 to 4518 and encodes 1505 amino acids. Gene Ontology annotation, molecular function: histone binding; chromatin binding; ATP hydrolysis activity. NCBI's taxonomy places the organism in Eukaryota, Fungi, Ascomycota, Xylonomycetes, Xylonales, Xylonaceae. The record is from RefSeq and is a predicted model, not a curated record. Gene Ontology annotation, cellular component: chromatin; nucleus. Gene Ontology annotation, biological process: nucleosome organization; regulation of transcription by RNA polymerase II.
AUGACUGCUGAUGAAAUCUCAUCGCAAAGCGAAAGUAAGCAUCCCGCUGUCAAUGAUCCCGAAACCUGCGACCGCUCAUCAUCUCCAGUCGAUCAAGUGGACGGCCCGUCGAGCCAGGACGAGAAUCCAGACAUUGAGGUCUCUGAACCAUCGGACGAUUCUGAGAGCGGUUCUGAAGACGCCGACUUUGACGUGGAAUCUCCUCCCGCCACCAAUGGCAUACGCGAAUCCAGUGCGUCCUCGCAGGAUCGACCAAAGCCGACCAAACGGAAGAUGGGUGUUGAGGAUGAUGAAUACAUUAUGAACAAUCCAGAACUCUAUGGGCUGCGGAGAAGCGGACGUGCCCGAACAAACCGCCAAAUUGUAGAAAGCUCAGAGGACGAUGAUUCGGGUUCAGACGCAAUCACUGCUCGCAAGCGGCGAAAGGUGACAGCUUCUCGAAAAUCAUCAAAACCCGCUACUCCCAUGACUCAGUCCCCCUCCGAAUCUGAAUCUGACUCGGACACGUAUGGGGCCCGCCACGGCCGAAGCUCAAAUAAGAGAAAGGCGCGUCGUCAGCUCCAGCCAGCCUCUCUGGCUCCGCCCCCUGCCGAACUUCGCUUUUCCACCCGAAGAGCCGCAAAAGUCACCAGUUAUAACGAAGAUGACGAUGACGAUUUUCUGAGUGAGGAGGAUUCUGAGUAUAUGACACCAAAUUAUUGGGCGGCUGCGGUCGAUGAAGAUGCUCCUGCAAUUGAUGCUGUGCUCAAUCAUCGGUUCAAGGAGGAUACCGGCAAAGAUAAACCACACCCCACAAAAGAUGACUUUGAAUUUUUUAUUAAAUGGCAAGGAAAGGCGCACUAUCAUUCGACCUGGGAGACAAGCGCUUCGCUUUCUGGGUAUCGUGGCUUUCGACGUUUGGAAAAUUACUUCCGAAAGAUCGUCACCGAGGAGAUCUAUAUGCUUCAUGAGCCUGACAUUCCUCCGGAGGAGAAGGAGAAAUGGAAUCUCGAUCGCGAGCGCGACGCUGAUGCUAUCAAUGAUUAUAUGCAUGUCGAGCGUGUCAUCGGGACUAGAGAAGGAGAUGAGGAAACGGAAUACUAUGUCAAAUGGAAGGGCCUCUUCUACGAUUCGUGCACUUGGGAGACAGCCACCUUGGUGAGCGAAAUCGCACAGACUGAAAUCGAUCGCUUUCUCGAUCGCACCUCACAACUUCCCAUUUCAAAUCGCAGCGAGUCGAAUAGGGCCACCCGAAGCCGGUUUGAACGCAUCCGAGAACAGCCAUCGUACAUUAAAUUCGGCGAGCUUAGAGAUUUCCAGGUUACUGGGCUGAACUUUCUGGCCUACAAUUGGUGCAAGGGCAAUAAUGUCAUACUGGCUGACGAAAUGGGUCUGGGGAAAACCGUGCAGACCGUCUCAUUCUUGAACUGGCUUCGCCACGACCGUGGCCAACAGGGCCCUUUCAUUGUCGUGGUGCCUCUGUCUACGAUGCCCUCAUGGGCGGAAACGCUCGAUAAUUGGACUCCUGACAUCAAUUACGUCGUCUAUAACGGAAACGAGACUGCCAGAAACAUCAUCAAGGAGUACGAACUUUUGAUCGACGGCAAUGCAAAGCGGGCCAAGUUCAACGUUCUCCUUACAACGUACGAAUAUAUCCUCGCGGAUGCAGCCUUCCUUUCUCAAAUCAAGUGGCAAUUCAUGGCUGUUGAUGAAGCUCAUCGACUGAAAAAUCGGGAAUCUCAGCUCUACUAUAAGCUCCUUGAGUUUAAAGCGCCUAGCCGAUUGCUCAUCACUGGAACACCGAUGCAAAAUACUCUUGGAGAGCUUUCGGCCUUGAUGGACUUUCUCAUGCCCGGCCACGUGGCUAUUGAUGAGAACAUGGAUUUGCAGUCUGAGGCAGCCGGACAGAAGCUCGCCGAGUUAACAUCCGCUAUUCAACCAUUCAUGUUGCGCAGGACAAAACAAAAGGUCGAAAAUGACUUACCGCCAAAGAGCGAAAAGAUUAUCCGUGUGGAGCUUUCUGAUGUACAGUUGGAGUAUUACAAGAACAUAUUGACACGAAAUUACGCUGCGCUGAACCAAGGCGCCACGGGCCCUAAACAAUCGCUCCUAAAUAUUAUGAUGGAACUCAAGAAAGCGAGCAACCAUCCAUUUAUGUUUCCAAAUGCGGAAGAACGCAUUCUUGGUGGAAGUCUCCGUCGUGACGAUUUGCUCAAGGCGCUCAUAACAAGCAGCGGCAAGAUGAUGCUCCUUGACCAGCUCUUGACCAAAUUGAAGAAGGACAAUCAUCGGGUUCUCAUUUUCAGCCAGAUGGUUAAAAUGCUUGACCUCCUUGGAGAUUAUCUUCAUCUACGUGGCCAUCAAUUUCAACGUCUUGAUGGAACGAUUGCAGCCGGCGCACGUCGUAUGGCAAUUGAUCACUUUAACGCCCCUGGCAGCACAGAUUUUUGUUUCUUACUCUCCACCAGAGCAGGUGGGCUGGGGAUUAAUCUCAUGACUGCAGACACGGUAAUCCUAUUUGAUUCGGACUGGAAUCCGCAGGCGGACCUCCAAGCAAUGGCCCGUGCUCAUCGUAUUGGUCAGAAAAACCCUGUCAGCAUCUACCGACUGGUCUCAAAGGAAACUGUUGAAGAAGAAGUCCUCGAACGCGCCCGCAACAAGCUAAUGCUUGAAUUCAUCACGAUUCAACGCGGCGUCACCGAUAAGGAUUCGAAGGAGCUCAGUGACAAGAUGGCACGCGCCGGCCGCUCUGUCAAUGAACCUACCUCCUCUGAAGAUAUUUCGCGGAUAUUGAAACGCCGAAGUCAAAAGAUGUUUGAACAAUCUGGUAACCAGAAGAAGCUUGAGGAGCUUGACAUCGACUCUGUUCUUGAAAAUGCCGAAGAGCAUAAGACGGAGGGUCCCACAGGAAUUGAAGCCGAUGGCGGCGAAGAAUUCCUCAAGAGUUUCGAAUAUAUGGAUGUCAAGAUCGAUUUAGAGUGGGAUGACAUCAUUCCGAAGGAUCAAUUAGAGCAACUCAAAGCAGAAGAGAAGCGUAAAGCAGAUGAAAAAUAUCUUGCCGACGUAAUUGAGCAAAAUGCUCCGAGAAAGCGCAAGGCAGCGUCGGAUGAGCGCGAGCAGCGCGCUGCUAAGAAGCGAGCGAGGGACCUGGCGGCAGAGAGCGCUGCUCUGGACGAUGAGGAUGACAGCGCCGAGCUGGAUCCCAAGCGACCUUUGAAUUCGAAAGAGGUCCGAAAUCUUAUUCGAGCAUUCCUCCGUUAUGGCUCCCUAGAGAAUCGUGGGGAUGAAAUUGUCGAGGAUGCUAAACUUGUCAACCGAGACAGAGAGGUCUUGAAGUCUACACUCGACGAGAUCUUGAAUACUAGUCGGCAGCUCGUUCAAGAAGAGCAAACACGCGUUGAGGCCAUGGAACGUGAAGCGAACAAAUCCAUCACAAAGAAAGACAGAAAAGCUGUCCUUUUUGAUUAUCAGGGCGUCAAGCGGAUUAAUGCAGAGACAAUGCUCGAGAGACCAGCGGAGAUGCGUAUGCUCAAGGAAAUUACUGAAUCCGCCCCUGAUCAAAAGAACUUUCGUGUUCCAGAAGCUUCCAAAGCUGCGCAUUAUUCUUGCCCCUGGGGCGCUAGAGAAGACGGCAUGCUUUGCGUUGGCAUUGUGAAACAUGGAUUCGGCGCCUGGGCGCAGAUCCGUGAUGAUGCAGAAUUAGGCUUGAGCGACAAAUUAUUCUUGGAAGAGCAUAGAGUUGACAAGAAAGAAGAGCGGAUGAAGGGAGAGGAGAAAAAUGCUAAGUCACCAGGAGCUGUCCACCUCAUCCGCCGUGCCGACUAUCUAUUAAGUGUCCUUAAAGAAAAGACCAGCAACGGAUCGAACUCUGCAGCCAGACGAGCGGUCGAAAAUCAUCAUAAGAACAACCGGAAAAAUGGUGUUGGUCGCCGUUUGGAAAAAUCCACCAGCGUAUCAGCGAGUCCGGCUCCCUCGUUGCGUAGAGGACAGCGCGAGGCUGAGAAAUCCAGAAAUCGUGGACACAGUCAUAGUGAACAUCGCCACAAUGCCGAACGACGAGUUUCGCAUGAUAAAAACGGCCUUCCAAAUAAACCUGACAGUCGGCGGAAACAUGGCGGAGGGGACGAGGAAAGUAAGCAUCGGCGCCGCAAGUCGGAAGACCGCCAACACCAUCAUCGCCGCAGCAUUGACAAUGAACCGAAUGAUCACACCCAGGUCCUCCGUGGUCUCUUCAAGCCCGUCAGAGAGAGCCUGAAACAUGUUCAGAGCGCGACCAAAGACGGUGUCAAAAAUAAGACCGAGCGUGCCAAGAUCCUCAAAAUAGAGCUCACGAAAAUUGGACAUUUCAUUAAAGAUCUGCUUCGCGCCGAACCUGAGCGGUCGGGUGGUUCUCUAGAGGAGCGGUUCUGGGAAUAUGUAGCCCACUACUGGCCGAACCCGGGAACUCCUGGCAGUAACCUGAAGAGCAUGUACGAAAGGAUAGAGGCUGCGGACUUAGAAACGAAGAAGGCCCCGAAGCAGGAGGCGCCGCCCGCCUAG